AUGAGCAAGGUCGGCGUCUACUACGGCACGCAGGGCCAGGCCACGGAGGCCGCCGCGGACCUGCUCGUCGCGAUCGUCAACGAGAAGCUCGGCGGCGCGGCGGGCGAGACGUCCUUCCUCGUCGACGAGUGCGACAGCGUCGAGGACCUGCUGGGCCACGACUGCCUGCUCGUCGGGUGCCCGACGUGGAACACGGGCGCGGACACGGAGCGGUCCGGCACGGACUGGGACGAGUGGUACUACGAGGACGACGGGCUGCCGGGCAUCGACCUCGCGGGCAAGAACGUCGCCGUCUUCGGCUGCGGCGACUCCGUGGGCUACGGCGGCAACUUCUGCGACGCCAUCGACGAGCUCUACGAGGUCAUGGGCUCUCGCGGCGCGGGCGUCGGCUUCGGCCACACGCCGGCGGCGGGCUACCAGCACGAGGGGUCCAAGGCGCUGCGGGGCGACACCUUCAUCGGGCUGCCCCUGGACCAGGUCAACGAGGGCGACAUGACGGAGCAGCGCCUCCGGGACUGG
Messenger RNA from Aureococcus anophagefferens, 519 nucleotides. RefSeq lists its product as hypothetical. The annotation marks the transcript as partial. The record is from RefSeq and is a predicted model, not a curated record. Lineage: Eukaryota; Pelagophyceae; Pelagomonadales; Pelagomonadaceae. Gene Ontology annotation, molecular function: FMN binding. The transcript has a single exon.